This is a messenger RNA of Sodiomyces alkalinus F11, 363 nucleotides long. RefSeq lists its product as hypothetical. The record is from RefSeq and is a predicted model, not a curated record. Bases 37 to 273 code for a protein of 78 amino acids. The transcript has a single exon. Lineage: Eukaryota; Fungi; Ascomycota; Sordariomycetes; Glomerellales; Plectosphaerellaceae.
CCCCCCCCCCCCCGCCAUAUCAACUCAUGCAACAGUAUGAGAGUAGUGCCCGUUACCUUGGGAACAAGAGAAAAGAAUGGGGAUACAGAAAGGAGGUUCAGGUAUGUGGGCACUCUGGUUCCUACCGGAGUCGCGUGUGACGUUGAAAAUGGCAACCUGGUAGCAUUGGUAAGAGCUAAGCAAUCUGGUGAUGACGUCGGCUUUGAAAGCAAGUCUGGUCGCCGAUUUUGUGCCACUGCGUUUUCUUCUCAAAUCCCUCGUCUCCCGGGGUGAUCCUUGAGAAGUUGAGCCCGGGCCUCGUGCGAGGGGGGUUAAGAGCCAUGGAAGGUCGCUACCCGACGACGGAGUUUGGGGGGGGGGGGG